Apiotrichum porosum is the source of this 1119-nucleotide messenger RNA. RefSeq lists its product as uncharacterized. Lineage: Eukaryota; Fungi; Basidiomycota; Tremellomycetes; Trichosporonales; Trichosporonaceae. The record is from RefSeq and is a predicted model, not a curated record. The transcript is spliced from 2 exons. Bases 1 to 1119 code for a protein of 372 amino acids.
AUGUUUUCGUCAAUUGAAGAGAAGACCAUUGAAGAGAAAAGGACAAAUCAGCGGCGCUGGUCGUCUCCUCCAUUGAGCGAGCUCGCCAGGUCAAAAGGACCUGUGGCUGAUGGUGGGUACUACACCGUAGGGCACGAUGGCGGCGUCGUCACAUACCCACCUCCAUCCCUCCAACAAGUUUGCCACGGCCACCACAACGUGGUCGAGGUGUGCGACCUGGACCAGCAACAAAUACACGCUAUACAUAUGGGCUCCGCGACCUUGCCACCACCCCACAUUGACAUGACCGAUGUAGCCCAUGUCCUCGCGCGGCAGAAGGAGCUGUCCGAAAUGGGCAUUUCCCGACGUGAGCCAUGGGGCCAGGCUUGCACCCCGCAACAAUCCUUACAGGACAACACGGAUGGCCUUGACCAAGAGUUUUCAGAAUACCAACUACCGUCUCAACAACAGCUAUACGAGGCUUGCAGGCUAGAGCUCUUAGACGAGGAUGGCAAGAGUGUGCGCUUUGGAGAGUUCUAUCCCGACUGGCCGGAAUUGUUGCCCACACCACUUGGUACAACGACUGCAUCUGAUGUCGCCCAAUCGCCUAGCGAGCGGCAGCUGCCAAAAACAGUAGUCUUCUUUAUCCGCGCACUCGCCUGUGGCCAGUGUCAAGACUACAUGGCGGCCUCUGUAGGCCGGCUUAAUCCGGACGCGAUCGCUGCUCACGGAAAUGCCACCCAGAUGGGGAUUAUAAACGUCGGCUCGACUAAGCAAACGGGAGGCGAAUUCAUCUUACUCCCGGGUUACAAAUGUGAAUACGCGCAUCGCAUGCCCAACAAGUUUUCGCACGAUCUCGCCGUGAACAUUCUGCACAAGGCCGGCGUCAACUUUCCUGAACGCUCCUGUCCAUUUGGACCUGUAAGCAACAGUGACAACUACACCGAACAGGAGCUCGUCAGACUGCAGCAGCAGGACCACACUGUCAUGCAAUGGCGGCGGCAGCUGGAUAGUACGGUCGACAGUUCGCCCGAACAGCCGUGCCUCCACGAUGUCGGAACCAAACAGGGCAACGAUCACCAAUACCCCACGGUACAGCCCUUCGGCCAUUGGCUUCGUCAGCGUCUUACAUUCAUUUAG